Molecule: messenger RNA, 1815 nt
Organism: Aspergillus aculeatinus CBS 121060
Lineage: Eukaryota; Fungi; Ascomycota; Eurotiomycetes; Eurotiales; Aspergillaceae
Product: Hsp70 family protein
Exons: 9
Coding region: 1-1815 (604 amino acids)
Molecular function (GO): ATP-dependent protein folding chaperone; ATP binding
Source: RefSeq, a predicted model, not a curated record
AUGUCAUCAUUUCCAGAUCCUUUGCUUGGCGCUGGUGCUACAGACCGCAAGAUCAUCGUGGCCAUCGACUAUGGCACCACAUACACAGGAGUUAGCUAUGUCGGCUCUAAAGCAUCAGAGUUGAAGGACAUCACAGUGAUCGAUGGAUGGCCAGGGAGUAGGCAGAACACUAGUUAUGUAUUGAAAGUUCCCUCCCGAAUUGCAUAUGCGGCCGAGAACGAGCGAACCAUUGCGGAUCUUUGGGGUUUCCAAGUUCAGCCUGGCAUGUCGGCAUGCUCUUGGACAAAGCUACUGCUAGAUGAGAAUACGUCCUUGACAGAAUUUGAUGAUAGGUCUCUCGACGAGGCUUCUGGAGCAGGGAUUCUACGCCUGCCAGCCGGCAAGACAGCGGUGGAUGUUGUGGCCGACUACUUGACCUACAUCUACAAGCAUAUCAUGUACACACUUGCCAGACACAUGACGCCUCCGGACCUUGCUAUUACUCCAAUAGAAUUCUGGUUCACUGUGCCGGCAAUCUGGUCCGAUCAGGCAAAAGAUGUCACUCGGACAGCCGCUCGAAGGGCAGGUUUUGCAUCUAGCCGGGACAGACCCUGCGAUCGACUGUUUUUUAUCAGCGAGCCCGAAGCGGCGGCAAUUACGGCACUUACGAAAGACGGCAUUGAAGGGGUCGGGGCCUCGGUCAAGGCCGGAGAUGGUGUCCUCGUUUGUGACUGUGGCGGUGGAACAGUGGAUAUUACAGCCUACGUUGUCGAGAACGUUUUCCCAGCUGUCACGUUCCACGAACUGCUGACUGGCAUUGGGGGUAAAUGCGGGUCUACCGCGAUCGAUCGUAACUUGUACAAGCUCAUGUCGCACCGAUUUGGCAGAGCAUUCGACAAUCUUCCCACGUCUGUCAAAGGCCCCGGCAGUAAAUUCAUGAACGCUUUUGAGAAUGUCAAGAGAGACUUCGGGAUCUCCUCUUCGUUCAGCAUAGAAGAGUUGCCUCUGAACAUGACCUUGACGAACGGAACUCCAACAGAAUACUACGACGCAGAAGAGCGGUUGGUCAAGAUAACCAGUGGGGACUUGAGCGCGCUCUUCGAUCCUGUUGUCAAUCAAGUCAUCACCCUGAUACAGCGUCAGAUCACGGAUGCGCGAAACCUCCGUGGUAGAGGGAUUAUCAAUAGAAUCAUACUCGUGGGUGGAUUUGGUAACUCGGAAUACCUUCAAAAGGCUAUCAAGUCCACCUUCGCGACGACCGGUGAGAUUGCGGUGACGAAUCCGACCGAUCCGCAAGCAGCUAUUGUUCAAGGUGCCGCUCUCCGCGGUUUAGAGGGUAUCAGACCAAGCACCAAGCGGUGCCGUCGUCACUAUGGCUUUGCCCGAGGUAUACCAUUCCGCGAGGGCCAUGAUGACGAAAAGAAUUCCUACAUUGAUGCGUUUGAUGGCAUAAAACGGGUUGGGGGUAUUGUGAAGUGGAUGAUCGCUAAGGGUGAAAGCUAUGCUGAGAACUAUAAGCAAACUGCGUACGUUCACUGGACGCACUGGAGCUGUGAAUCCCUGAAGAAACACAGCAAUUUCUACGCCUACGAUGAGAUGCUUGCUCCGGAAAGGAAGGAUGAUGUUGGCGUCUACAGGGUUGGCCGCAUCAUAGUUGACUUUUCUCAAGUCGACCUAUCCCGGUUUCCAGUCAAGGAGAAGGACGGUGACAAAGUCUACAAGUUGGAAUACAAUAUCAGGGUGACAUUUGGUGCGCGGGAUGGAUUGUUGAAGUUUGAGGCAAUCAGCCAGGGGAAGACCAUUGGGGAAACGAGCAUCGAGUUCACAACAAACUAG